CUCAGUGGCAGAAUCGUGAAUAGCACACAGUUCGCCGUCCAUGUCCGCCAUCGAAGCGCGCUCCCUCUGCUCUGCGACAAAUGUGAAACCCUAAUCCCGUUCCUGUGCUCUCCUUCUUAUUCGUCGUCUUCUUCUUCGCUUUGGAUCUCCCCGGAUGCAGCGGCGGAGCCAGUAGUUGGGCCGCAGUUCCACGGGGUGCCGAAGCGUAGCUCGGAUCCGAAGUUUUCUGGAGAUCAGGGGCCUCUCGUUGGAGCAUUCAAAAAUUAAGCUUUAAUUUUAUAGUUCCGGUUAAUAAAUUAAUGAAGAUGGAGCUGGAACUUGCGAUCACAGUUUUAUUUCUUUUAUCAUUUCUAACUAUUGCAAGUGGGGAAGUAUAUAUUGUCCAUGUAGAAGGGGAACCUGUAGUGAGUUACAACGGAGGUGUAGAUGGUUUUUCUGCUACAGCUAUUGAUAUAACUCAGGAGAUGGACAUCACCAGUGAAUCUGUUACAUCAUAUGCUCUUCACCUCAUAAACAAGCACAAUUCUCUUCUUGAAUCGGUUUUUGAAGUUGGGACCUAUGAGAAGCUAUACAGCUAUAGUCAUCUAAUCAAUGGAUUUGCAGUUGACAUUUCUUCUGAACAGGCUGAAGUUCUCCGUGGUGCUUCUGGAGUGAAAUAUGUGGAAAAAGACAUGAAGAUAAAGAAAUUGACCACUCACACUCCACAAUUUCUGGGAUUACCAACCGGGGUAUGGCCAACAGGUGGAGGUUUUGAUAAAGCAGGAGAAGAUAUUGUCAUUGGAUUGGUGGAUUCAGGAAUUUACCCCCAGCAUCCUAGCUUUUCCGCACACAAUAGUGAACCAUAUGGGCCUCUUCCUCGUUAUAGAGGGAAAUGUGAAGUUGAUCCAGAAACACAGAGGAACUUUUGCAAUGGAAAGAUAAUUGGAGCACAACAUUUUGCAAAAGCUGCCAUUGCUGCUGGUGCAUUUAAUCCAUCAAUUGAUUUCCCGUCACCAUUGGAUGGUGAUGGUCAUGGAAGUCAUACUGCUGCUAUUGCUGCUGGAAACAAUGGAAUCCCUGUCAGAAUGCAUGGAUAUGAAUUUGGAAGGGCUAGUGGCAUGGCACCACGUGCUAGGAUUGCUGUGUACAAGGUUCUUUAUAGGCUUUUUGGGGGAUAUGUCUCUGAUGUCGUUGCUGCUAUUGAGCAGGCUGUUCUUGAUGGUGUCGAUAUUCUUAAUCUUUCAGUAGGGCCAAACAGCCCACCAACAACAACCAGAUCCACAUUUUUGAAUCCUUUCGAUGCUGCACUUCUUUCUGCAGUAAAAGCUGGAGUGUUUGUUGCUCAGGCUGCUGGAAAUGGUGGCCCGUUUCCAAAAACGUUAGUGUCAUUCAGUCCAUGGAUUACUACAGUAGCUGCAGCUAUCGAUGAUCGUAGAUAUAAGAACUUUUUAACCCUGGGUAAUGGAAAAACCUUAACAGGGCUUGGAUUAUCACCCGCCACCCAUGGGAACACGUCAUUUGAUAUAGUUUGUGCAAAUGAUGUGAUGCUGGAUUCAUCUUUGAUGAAAUACAAUCCAUCAGACUGCCAAAGGCCUGAGCUGUUGAACAGGAACAAGGUGCAGGGAAAUAUUCUUCUGUGUGGAUAUUCUUUCAAUUUUGUUUCUGGAACUGCAUCCAUCAAAAAAGUGUCUGAAACAGCAAAAAGUCUUGGGGCGGCAGGCUUUAUUGUAGCCGCUGAGAACUCUUAUCCAGGUACCAAAUUUGAUCCUGUACCCGUUGAUACUCCAGGGAUCCUCAUAUCAGAUGUCAGAAAAACACAGGAACUUAUUGAUUACUACAAUGCUUCAACAAGAAGAGAUUGGGCUGGUCGGCCUAGUAGUUUCCAGGCAACUGCCAGCAUUGCCAAUGGUUUGUCACCCAUACUCCAUAAAUCAGCCCCUCAGGUGGCAUUGUUCUCGUCAAGAGGGCCAGAUGUUAAAGAUUUCAGCUUUCAAGAUGCCGAUGUCCUUAAACCCGAUCUACUAGCUCCUGGCAAUCUCAUUUGGGCUGCUUGGGCACCAAAUGGGACAGACGAGGCUAAUUAUUUAGGAGAAGGCUUUGCUAUGAUUUCUGGCACAAGUAUGGCGGCUCCCCAUAUUGCUGGAAUCGCAGCCCUCAUAAAGCAAAACAAUCCACAUUGGAGCCCGAGUGCAAUCAAGUCCGCCUUGAUGACCACCGCUUCUACUCUGGAUCGAGGCGGCAGACCAAUAUUAGCUCAGCAAUAUUCCAGCUCAGGCAUUAUGAAUUUUGUGCAGGCUACACCAUUUGAUUAUGGAAGUGGUGCUGUUGAUCCCAAAGCUGCACUGGAUCCUGGCCUUGUCCUAGACUCAACUUACGAAGACUACAUCAAGUUCUUGUGCUCAGUUCCAGGUGCAGAUCCACAAGAAAUCUCAAACAUCACCAAUUCCCAAUGCAACAGCACCCGCAGUCAUCCAGCCGACCUAAACACUCCAUCGAUCACCAUCUCGCACCUCGAAGGAACUCAAACAGUGAAAAGAAGAGUGACAAACAUCGCAGACACUGAGACUUACGUCAUGACUGCAAAAAUGGCACCGGAGAUCGCCCUCGAAGUGAACCCGCCAGCCAUGACGGUGCUCUCAGGUGCCUCCCGGGAUUUCACUGCGACUCUCACAGUCAGGUCAGUGACUGGUGAGUACAGCUUCGGUGAGAUAGUGAUGAAAGGAGACAAAGGGCACAGAGUGAGGAUUCCAGUGGUGGCAAUGGGCUACCGUAGCUAAUUUCGGUAGUAUUUUGGUGUUCUUUUAUCACUAGAACUUACGUUAUUUUUUAUAUAUCGUAUAAUAAAUUGUAGGACAUAAAAAAGUUGUAAAUUUUGCUGGUGCUUAUGUAGUUGCUACUUGGUGUUGAGCCCAUGAUUAUUAUCAUGAAAAUAUCAGGUUUAGUGAUGGUUAUAAAUA
Molecule: messenger RNA, 2936 nt
Organism: Zingiber officinale
Lineage: Eukaryota; Viridiplantae; Streptophyta; Magnoliopsida; Zingiberales; Zingiberaceae
Product: subtilisin-like protease SBT2.5
Exons: 11
Coding region: 300-2756 (818 amino acids)
Biological process (GO): proteolysis
Molecular function (GO): serine-type endopeptidase activity
Source: RefSeq, a predicted model, not a curated record